ACCAGGGGGCGGCCCCGCCCCGCGCGGGAAAUGGCGGCGGGCGGGAGGCGGCGGGUGCUGCCGGCCUGGAUGGAGGCGGCGGGGGACGAGCGGGUGGUCGCGGCGGGGACCCCCCCCGCCGAGGGCGGGCAGCGGCGGCAGCGGCAGGCGGCGGGUCCCAGGGCGGCGGUGUACUGCAUGAACGAGGCGGAGCUGGUGGACGUGGCCCUGGCGGUCCUGGCGGAGAGCCUGCAGCGCGAGGAAGGUGAGGAGAAGGCCCGGUCCGGGAGCCAGGAGGAGCAGGAGCUCCAGGCAACGCCAAAGGAGGCUCCGGGAAGCACGGCCAGCACCGGGGGAGGCAGCGGCCGCAGCCCGGCUCUCCCGUCCCCUCCCGGUGCCGAGGCGGGGAGGGCAGGCUGGGAGGACUCUGAGGACGAUGCUCUGAAAUACGUCAGGGAGAUCUUUUUCAGCUGACGUUGCCUGCUCCGCCGCUGCCCAGGAGCCGCGGGGACGCCCGGGACGGUGGGAGGAGGACCUGGAGCGGGCUGCGGAUCUGCUGUGUUGGUAGCCUGUGGAGCUGGUAGGAGGCCCCUGAAAGCCAUGGGGGAAAGGAAGGGGGCACUCGCUUCUCCCGGUGUGUGCUGGGUUCAGCGGGAUUUGGCUCCGGGUCAGGUUGUGUUCGUUUUUGUUCGGCAUCUCGGAGCACGGAGAGAUUAAAGAGCACAUCUGGGUU
Molecule: messenger RNA, 712 nt
Organism: Aquila chrysaetos chrysaetos
Lineage: Eukaryota; Metazoa; Chordata; Aves; Accipitriformes; Accipitridae
Gene: CYREN
Product: cell cycle regulator of NHEJ
Exons: 3
Coding region: 31-453 (140 amino acids)
Biological process (GO): double-strand break repair via nonhomologous end joining; negative regulation of double-strand break repair via nonhomologous end joining
Cellular component (GO): cytoplasm; nucleus
Source: RefSeq, a predicted model, not a curated record